Symphalangus syndactylus (siamang) is the source of this 3757-nucleotide messenger RNA. RefSeq names its product solute carrier family 9 member A9 (gene SLC9A9). NCBI's taxonomy places the organism in Eukaryota, Metazoa, Chordata, Mammalia, Primates, Hylobatidae. Gene Ontology annotation, cellular component: plasma membrane; recycling endosome. The record is from RefSeq and is a predicted model, not a curated record. Gene Ontology annotation, biological process: sodium ion import across plasma membrane; potassium ion transmembrane transport; regulation of intracellular pH. Gene Ontology annotation, molecular function: potassium:proton antiporter activity; sodium:proton antiporter activity.
GGAGUUUGAAAAGAGACAGGGCUGCUUUAAGAGAGAAACAGGAAGUUGUAACUAGAAGCCAUCCGAAUACUAAGCCAGGGCAGAAUGCUUGUGAAGUAGCAACUACAGUGGCAGUGUUUCUUCUGAAAUUCUCAGGCAAUCAGACUGUCUUAGGCAAAUCUUGAUAAAAUAGCCCUUAUCCAGGUUUUUAUCUAAGGAAUCCCAAGAAGACUGGAGAAUGGAGAGACAGUCAAGGGUUAUGUCAGAAAAGGAUGAGUAUCAGUUUCAACAUCAGGGAGCGGUGGAGCUGCUUGUCUUCAAUUUUUUGCUCAUCCUUACCAUUUUGACAAUCUGGUUAUUUAAAAAUCACCGAUUCCGCUUCUUGCAUGAAACUGGAGGAGCAAUGGUGUAUGGCCUCAUAAUGGGACUAAUUUUACGAUAUGCUACAGCACCAACUGAUAUUGAAAGUGGAACUGUCUAUGACUGUGUGAAACUAACUUUCAGUCCAUCAACUCUGCUGGUUAAUAUCACUGACCAAGUUUAUGAAUAUAAAUACAAAAGAGAAAUAAGUCAGCACAACAUCAGUCCUCAUCAAGGCAAUGCUAUACUUGAAAAGAUGACAUUUGAUCCAGAAAUCUUCUUCAAUGUUUUACUGCCACCAAUUAUAUUUCAUGCAGGAUAUAGUCUAAAGAAGAGACACUUUUUUCAAAACUUGGGAUCUAUUUUAACAUAUGCCUUCUUGGGAACUGCCAUCUCCUGCAUCGUCAUAGGGUUAAUUAUGUAUGGUUUUGUGAAGGCUAUGAUACAUGCUGGCCAGUUGAAAAAUGGAGACUUUCAUUUCACUGACUGUUUAUUUUUUGGUUCACUGAUGUCUGCUACAGAUCCAGUGACAGUGCUGGCCAUUUUCCAUGAACUGCACGUCGACCCUGACCUCUACACACUCUUGUUUGGAGAGAGCGUGUUGAAUGAUGCAGUGGCCAUAGUCCUUACGUAUUCUAUAUCCAUUUACAGUCCCAAGGAGAAUCCAAAUGCAUUUGAUGCCGCAGCAUUCUUCCAGUCUGUGGGGAAUUUCCUGGGAAUCUUCGCUGGCUCAUUUGCAAUGGGGUCUGCGUAUGCCAUCAUCACAGCACUGUUGACCAAAUUUACCAAGCUGUGCGAGUUCCCGAUGCUGGAAACCGGCCUGUUUUUCCUGCUUUCUUGGAGUGCCUUCCUGUCUGCCGAGGCUGCCGGCCUAACAGGGAUAGUUGCUGUUCUCUUCUGUGGAGUCACACAAGCACAUUAUACCUACAACAAUCUGUCUUCGGAUUCCAAAAUAAGAACUAAACAGUUGUUUGAAUUUAUGAACUUUUUGGCGGAGAACGUCAUCUUCUGUUACAUGGGCCUGGCACUGUUCACGUUCCAGAAUCAUAUCUUUAAUGCUCUUUUUAUACUUGGAGCCUUUCUAGCAAUUUUUGUUGCCAGAGCCUGCAACAUAUAUCCCCUCUCCUUCCUCCUAAAUCUAGGCCGAAAACAGAAGAUCCCCUGGAACUUUCAGCACAUGAUGAUGUUUUCAGGUUUGCGAGGAGCGAUUGCUUUUGCCUUAGCUAUUCGGAACACAGAAUCUCAGCCCAAACAAAUGAUGUUUACCACCACGCUGCUCCUGGUGUUCUUCACUGUCUGGGUAUUUGGAGGAGGAACAACCCCCAUGCUGACUUGGCUUCAGAUCAGAGUUGGUGUGGACCUGGAUGAAAAUCUGAAGGAGGACCCCUCCUCACAACACCAGGAAGCAAAUAACUUGGAUAAAAACACGACGAAAGCAGAGAGUGCUCGGCUCUUCAGAAUGUGGUAUGGCUUCGACCACAAGUAUCCUUUGAUAAUAACGAUCUCACAGAUCCUGCUGCAGGCAGAGAAUUACUUUAAGCUGUUAAUCGUUGAAGUGUGCACUCCUGCUCUUCAAGAAACACCAAAAGUAUUCCUUAACAGGCCUCCCAGAUAUCUGAAACCAAUUUUAACCCACUCUGGUCCUCCGCUGACUACAACAUUUCCUGAAUGGUGUGGUCCAAUUUCCAGGCUCCUUACCAGUCCUCAAGCCUAUCGGGAACAGCUAAAAAAGGAUGAUAUGGAAUGCAUUGUAAACCAGGAUGAACUAGCCAUAAAUUACCAGGAGCAAGCCUCCUCACCCUGCAGUCCUCCUGCAAGGCUAGGUCUGGACCAGAAAGUUUCACCCCAGAUGCCAGGCAAGGAAAACAUUUAUGAGGGAGACCUCGGCCUGGGAGGCUAUGAACUCAAGCUUGAGCAAACUUUGGGUCAAUCCCCGUUGAAUUAAUUGGCAUGAAGGGUACAGAUGUAAUCACAAGUAAUGCAAGGCUCACUGAGGAAUACGAGCCAAGCUGAUGAGGCAGUAUAGGGGAGAGGCUGGAAAACGUAUUAAGAGCAUAAAUUGUAGAGAAUCAAAGCCUUGUCACAUGGAUCCUCUGGUGCCUGAAGAAAUGAGAUUUUAUUAUCCCUCUCUAUUAUGCAAAUGAAUUUAGUUUUUUGACAGCAACCAUUUUGAUUACUGGAUUGACUGGGGUGGGGAUGGGGGUAUCAGGAGUCUAGCUGCUGGAGGAUGGGACAGCUGUGCUGGGUCUUCAGGGCAUUUCUGCUGCGUAUGCAGCUCUCCAGGCCCUUCACUUCUAUUCUGGAUUUCAUUCCCUCCAUUAAGGAGAGUUUAAAAAUAAGAAAAGAAAGCUUCUGAGAGUAAACAUUUUGCUCCUAAGCUGAAGGGAAUGUACAGCUAUUUAGUAAGCGAUAACUUUCUUAUUUUGAGGACUUCACUCCCAUUUGCUCUCAGUGACCCCAGGGCAGAGCCCAGACAAGUGUUCCAUACCCACCGCUGAUGGUUUCCCAGAGCCCACGCUGAACUGAAGAACCUAUUGUUCUUGUUGGCAUCCUUCUUACGCUACUUCUCCCAUCGCUCAAAGGGGUUGCCUAUGGCUGGGUGUGCCCUGCACUAAAUGCAGCACCACUUUCAAGCUUGGUAGGACCAUUCCAAGAAAACCAGUUUCUUCUCCCCAUACCACAUUGUGCCUGAAGAACAAGGCUUCCCGUCCUUGCCUGCAUGUGAGUCACUUCUUGGCUGUGCAGCAGGUCCCCCCCCAUAUGCUGGAAGGUAGGAUUCUGCAGCCUGUGUUGCUCUCUACCUGGCAGCAGACUGUGCAGGAGCCCCAACCUGUCCUCCAAUUCCAGCAUUCACAGCUGAUGAGCAGUGCAGGAGCAGGGCGAGAGGAACAGAGCCAAUGACGUGUGGGUUACGCUGAGGAGCCAAGGACAGGGCCUCAGGACUCCCCCCUUACAAGGCGUGGCUCAUGGCCUACAUUCCAGAGACCAACACGAUAGCUUUUAAUUCAGCUGCAUGACCUGUGCCUUUUAAGCCAUAAAGAUACCUCAAGCCUAGCACCUCUUGAAAUCCAGAUGUUCAUAUUAGACUCCAAAAAAAUAGGCUCCAGGCCUAGGUGCCCAGGCUAUGAUGAGUCUGCUUUUGAAGGAGGUAGGGAAUGACAUCUUCCUUGGACCCAAAGCUUAAAAGUAAUGUAUGCUUUGCUGACCACUGUUGUUAGGCCUUCAACAUUCACUGUGGUGGUAUCAGGCACACUGCUAUGUGCAUCAAUUUUUUUGCUUUCCAAACAGAAUCUCUGGGGCACAAGUUGUUUUAUACUCAAGCUAAGUAUAACUUUGUCAUUUCAGGUAAAUAUGACAAGUGGUGGAGCAUGAAGUUUUCUAAUUUGACUUAAUCCUAAUAAAUUUUUGUUAUAAUGUA